This is a messenger RNA of Ambispora leptoticha, 579 nucleotides long. The record is from the annotation of a GenBank genome assembly. NCBI's taxonomy places the organism in Eukaryota, Fungi, Glomeromycota, Glomeromycetes, Archaeosporales, Ambisporaceae.
AUGGAAGAUUUUCAUUUUUCAAUUUUUCCAACAAAAAACCUCGCAACAUAUCACGACACAAUUCUCGAACAAAUUGAAUCUAUUGAACGCAAGACAUUUCCCAAGAACGAGGUGAUGUCAAUAAAAGAGGAGAUCACAAAAAAAAGCAACACGAUGCUAAUUGCUUAUUAUUAUUGUGACGAAUCUAAUAAACGCGAAAACAAUAAUACGACAAAGAAAAAUUUAUCAAGAAAACAACAAAGUAACAAUAUUAUUGUUAGAGAAUCGCAAAAGAUAAAAAUUGCUGGGUAUAUGAUAUACUCAUAUCUCUCCUCUAUUUAUUCAUUACCAAUAACGCGUAUCAUCAAACUUUGCAUUCACACUUCGCUAAGAAAAAAAGGUUUAGGCACGCGUCUAUUGAAAAUGUGUUUCGGACGAACAGGCGUGCCAGAGAAAAGUCGUGCUGAAUUACAUGUUGAUGUGCAAAGAAAGGAUGCGAUAAACCUUUAUCGUAAAGUCGGAUUUGAAAUUUGUGGCAAUCUACUUGAAAACUAUUAUGAAAUUGGUAGGGAUGCCUGGUUCAUGGUGUUUGUAAAGUGA